AAAUAGCAAAAAAGUGAUAAAGAUUUAUUUUUCCACUACAUGUAUUCCAGAAUGCAGCAUUGAGUAAGUUCUGCAAAUGGCUUAUAUUCAACCCAUCGCAGCAUGAACACUCUGAAAGCACCAUCCCUGCAUUCGCUCCUUGAUUCUGAUCAUGGAUCAAACGAUAGUUUACUUGUGGAAUCGUUGCAGCUCGACAUCGAAGAGCUGGAUGAUGAAGAGUACGACCUUCCGGCCGUUGAAAAUCUACCUACGUUGCAAAGUGUUUUGAGUGAGAUCGAUAGUGAUCUUGACAGUGUUUCGGCGAUUGGUGUGCGUCAUUCUAACGGCAAUGGAACCGCAGCACUAACAUCCCUCGCCGACGACGAUCUUAUGCGAGAUGGAAUCACACCAACACCGUCUCUUGAGGAACAAUUGAAACUGGAGUCAAUUCUGCGACACGUCGUUCUGCACGGUAUAACGGCACAACUGACCUCGGCUGUCGACCGGGUAGACGCUGGAUUGGCGACUUCAUGUGCCAUUUCCAUGAUGAUUGCUGUAGGUACCUCCCAUGGUCACAUUCUAGCUUUCGACUGUACACAAACUCUGAAAUGGUGCUGCCAGGAGGGAAUAGCACACGGAGCCGUUUCUGCUAUGGCAUUCAACGAGGACAGUUCACGUUUACUGGCAGGAUUUGCCCGCGGAGUUAUCAUCAUGAUUGAUACUCAAACGGGAGACGUUAUAAGGACCCUGAGUGCAGUUAUUACGCCAAAUACGGGCGUGCUGAACCUCAAAUGGACUAAUAGGCCUGCAUUGGCGCUGUGUUCUGACUCCGGUGGAUCCGUUUGGAGUCUGAAUUUUACACGACGGCUUGGCAUUCGAGGUUGCGAUUCUCGCUGUCUGUUCAGUGGGGCUCGUGGAGAAGUGUGUACAGUCGAGCCAUUAUUAAUCGGAGAGGAAGACCAUCCUAUGAAAUCGUAUACAAUCGUAGCACUAGCCACAUUAAGCAAGUUCUUCGUCGUUCUGAUACGGCCACGUUUAAAAGUGAUCAAAUUUCAUCCAAUGACAGGCUAUCCCGACUGCUUGCCACUACUUGCCUGGCAGAUGGUACUCAUUCAAGCAGCCGAUUCGACAAGAAGCAUCGAUCCCGUACUAGCUGCAGCUCGUGGAAGCGACCUUCUAUUUCAUCAAAUCAUCUACAACAGUGGGCGCAUAUCGUUGCUCUUUCUGCGACAUAUUCAACUAUCGUACAACCUUUUGGCGAUCCACUGGUUGGGACCGAAAUCGAUCGCUUGUCUAGACACGAAGGAAAUUCUGCAUCUUUCUGAUGUGCGCACCAACAGAGAACUAGAAGUGAUUGAUCUUUCGAAUGUUGGACUCAUGUAUAACUCGGCACAGUUUAAGGGACUGGCAACGGGUGGCAAUGUGUCACCUGCAUUAGCGCUCGCAGGCGCGGCUGCCUGUUACAACACGGUAGUCUCACAUGGUAACCAGCUAUAUUUGCUUGGAGGCAAAAGUCUGCAUGGGAUAAGUGCUCGCGCCUGGAGCGAUCGUAUAUCAUACCUCACCUCAAUGCAACGAUGGGAGGAAGCGAUCGAAUUGGCAAUUGAAGGAUACCGAGCGGCGGUAGGCCGCCACAGAAGGCUGGUUUCAUCGAAGGAAAGAAUUUUACGGAUGUAUGAAGAAUACUUGAAUGUCACUAAGAAAACACCAGAACUGUGUCUUGAGGCAAUAGUAGCAUGUUUGAUUGAAAUUCAAGAAAAGCACCUUCUUUGGGAAGAGCUGUACGAACGUCUUCCUUCUACGGAUCGUUACCUUCAAAUCAUAGCGAAGCACAUAGAAUGUGACCAUCUAGAUACAAUUGCACCGAGUGUCGCUCAAGUAAUGUGUGACUAUUUUUGGAAGAAAGGCGAAACGGCUCGAUUAGAAAACUUGAUUCUCAAGUUAAACUGGCAAUGUCUUGAUCUACACCAAGUGCUAACAAUAUGUCGCAAAGGACGGCUGUACCGUGCACAGAUGUAUCUAAACACGAAUGCUCUGGGUGAUUACACAAUUUCGUUAACCGAUCUCAUUCCAGAGAUAGCACUAGCAACAGACGAUCUACAUUUAGGAAACUGUGUGCUGGUGUACAUCUCUAGCUGUCUAGCAGGACGCGGGUAUCCAUCGGGAGAUAUUACUCCGGAAGCCAUUCCCACUGUCAAGCAUGAGGUGUUACGCUGUCUGACCGUGAUUCAUUCGAAGAAUGCACCAGAAAAUGAGCUUUCGUAUCCAUACUUACGUAAACUGCUCCAGUUUGACACCCGUGAAACGCUGAACGUAAUUUCUCUCGCAUUCCAAGAAAAGGAAUUUAAUACCGAACUUGGUCUGUCGCAGCGCCAACGUAUAAUCAAUAUCCUUCUCGAAAUUUUUACGCCCGAGCAAACUAGUUGGUCACAGAUUGGUGCUUUACUAAACUUUAUCGCCCAACAGAUCGCUUCUCGAGAGUUACCAGAAAAUGAGCUUCUGUUGGAGAAGGUUAUAGCUUACCUUACAGCGCCAACGGAUAUACCACUGUCCAGAAGGGAGCAUUUCGAACGUGAACAAACAUGGCUAGAACUGCUGUGCUCGAAUUGUCUCGAUCACAUUCCAACGCAAACGUUGCUAGAUAUUGCGAGACAAAAUCGUUGUUAUCAGGUAGCGGAGCAUAUGCUAGAGCGACUCGAAAAAUAUGAAGAAAUUUUUGAUUGCUAUCUAUUAGAUGAAUUUCGGCGUUUGCAACUGUUUUCCUACAUCUCACAGCAUGCAACUGACACGCGGCGUCAGAUCUAUCCACUGUUGGUGAAAAAUCUUUACCUAAUAGUAGACAUAAAUUGCGAACAGGCAGCUCGUGUGGUUGUAGAUAGUUUUAUGCGCUACUUGAGUCAUUUUCUGCAGCUGCUGGAGCAGGCAAAUGUUCCUGAGCGAUUGUUUCGGUUUCUUGAAUCGCUUCUACAGCAAUCGGUACAGCUGGAAACAACAGAUCUGGAGCGAUACCUGGAGUUACUUUGCCAUUACCGGCCAGAGGAUGUGAUAGAUUUUUUGAAAUCGAACGACUCAUACCGUUUAGACAAAGCUGUCCGCACGAUUAAGCGCUUUGAACUGAGCGCUCCGUUAAUCUACCUCUACGAGAAGCAGGGCGACUAUCAAUCAGCGUACGCUGUAGCCAUUGAAACGCUUAAGGACACUACAGAAAGCUCCGCAGAAAUUUGCGCUCUGCAAGUGAGUGCUCUUUGCACACGUGCCUCAUCUAUCCUAACGGAAACGGAUCGGGAGCAGUUAUGGUUCUCGUUGCUGCACAUCAUACUGGCACGUAACGAUCUCACCUCGAUCACGAAAAAUAUUCUUCAUUCGGCGAGCGAAUUCGUUGACCUAUCUAAGCUAGUUCAACUGGUGUUAACCUCUAACACUAACACGGGUAACUUUGGUGACAUCAAACACCUUCUGAUCGGAAUGUUAUCCAACUCGGCGUACGAGACGCUACUCCUACAGACCACAUCACGCAUUCUGGGUAAAGAUUUACAUGCUGUUUUGGUCCGAGAAAGGCGGAUAGCGAUGCGCGGGCUGGCAGUGAAGUCUAUUAAAUGUAUUGUUUGUCGUUCGCGCCUUUACAACACCGAACGAGAGCCAAUCGUUGUGAUGGGAGACUGUGGUCAUGCCAUGCACCAGCAGUGUGCUGCCAACUUUUGUACUAUUCCACUCGACUCACCUAGAGAGACUCCUGCAGGAGGAAUAAGUAGUGGUAUUGCUGGAAUCGAAACAGUAGGUUCAACGUCUUCAAUUAAAAGGCUAAAAUGUUCACGCUGUGAUGCAGUAGUAGAAGAAGAAAGCUCUAUACGAACGCCGGAGUGCUACGUGGAGAGUAUCCCUUUCGCCGAUUCGUGUACCGAGAAAGGUCCCAGUACAUUGAAACUUACUGCAGCUCCUAGAGUGGGUUAAAUCCAUCAUCUGCCGACCGAUAAAGGUUUUGAAAACCAGUUAUUCUUCAGGUACAGUAUAGUGGAUAGCACACUUAUUUAGAUUAUCCACUCGCGUACGUUCGUUUUGCGUAGGUUUUUUUUUGUGGUGACCGAAAGCUUAUGAUUGCUAGUGUAAUUCGAACCAAAACUAUCCGUACUGUUAGUUGAAGUGUUUAGUCAAUAUCAAUUAAGAAAUGAACUACCAUUUAUCUUGCGUUUAUGCACGAGCUUGUAGAAUAUAUACCUAUCUUAAUCAAAUGUGCAUUCAACAACAUGACGAUGAACUAAAUAGCUAUGCGAUGUGGUAGCAAUUUAGUAACUGAAGAAAAUAAAGCAUACCCUUGAACUAAAUGUA
Molecule: messenger RNA, 4305 nt
Organism: Anopheles funestus (African malaria mosquito)
Lineage: Eukaryota; Metazoa; Arthropoda; Insecta; Diptera; Culicidae
Gene: Vps8
Product: vacuolar protein sorting-associated protein 8 homolog
Exons: 3
Coding region: 103-3930 (1275 amino acids)
Biological process (GO): protein targeting to vacuole; vesicle-mediated transport; endosomal vesicle fusion
Cellular component (GO): HOPS complex; late endosome
Molecular function (GO): protein binding
Source: RefSeq, a predicted model, not a curated record